Molecule: messenger RNA, 1917 nt
Organism: Microtus oregoni (creeping vole)
Lineage: Eukaryota; Metazoa; Chordata; Mammalia; Rodentia; Cricetidae
Gene: Hao2
Product: hydroxyacid oxidase 2
Exons: 10
Coding region: 466-1575 (369 amino acids)
Molecular function (GO): oxidoreductase activity; FMN binding
Source: RefSeq, a predicted model, not a curated record
CAGUGAGCCACCAUACCAGGCUCUGCAUGGCUACCUCUCCAUACCGCUAUUCCUGGUUAUUGGAAGACCUUAGGAUCAGGUUUGUCUUGGGUUAUUGUCUAUGUGCUUGGAAUCUGGGGAGAAGACAGCAUAGCAGAGCUUGAAGAAGCUCCAGGAGAUAAAGUCCCUGAAACAACUCACGUGCUGUAAGAGCUGUGUGCGAAGGCUUUCCUUGUGCCCAGCCUGCUUCUCAGGACAAGAGAGUGGAAAAGAACAGAAGCGAAGCUUGCGAAUGAGAAUCUUCUCACAUGAGAGCCCUGGAUGCUGCGACCAACCCCAGAGUCUCAGCAUCUAAGCAGCUAUUGAUCUCACUGUCCUUGAUCCUAUUGGAGAAGUUACUGGCGCCCCUUAAACUCUGUACUCUCCGCCCCUCCUGUGUGUUUGUAUCAGAAGUACCAUGUACUGUUUGCAGGGUUCAGAUCAUGGAUGGCAAUAAAUGGAAACAAAAUGUCUCCUUGGCAAAGAGGUCCGGAAAUGUCUUUCGUGUGCUUGGCAGACUUUAAGGCACACGCACGUGAGCAGCUGGCGAAGUCAUCGUGGGACUUUAUUGAAGGAGCAGCUGACGAGGGCAUCACAUGCAAGGACAACAUCGCCGCAUUUAGAAGAAUCCGCCUCCGCCCCCGAUACCUGAGAGAUGUGUCAAUGGUGGACACCAGGACCAUAAUCCAAGGGCAGGAGAUCCAGGCUCCCAUCUGCAUCUCUCCCACAGCUUUUCACUCCAUUGCCUGGCCAGAUGGAGAGAGGAGCACAGCCAGAGCUGCUCAGGAAGCCAACAUCUGCUACGUCACCAGCACUUAUGCCAGCUGUCCCCUGGAAGACAUUGUUGCAGCUGCCCCUAGAGGCCUCCGAUGGUUCCAACUCUACGUACAGUCAGAUUGGGAGCUCAACAAACAGCUGAUUCGGAGAGCAGAAGCCCUGGGUUUCAAAGCUUUGGUGAUCACUGUAGAUGUACCAGUAGGCGCCAAAAGGCGACAGGACAUAAGAAACCAACUCAAUUUAGUGGCAAACUUAAUGCGGAUGGACCUCCGAUCACCUGAAGAGAGAAGUUCCACGCUUCCUGCCCCUACAUCUUUGCCAAGUACAUCUUUCUGCUGGAAUGACCUCUCCUCGAUUCAGAGUAUAACUCGAUUGCCCAUUAUCCUUAAGGGGAUUUUAACGAAAGAGGAUGCAGAGUUAGCAGUGAAAUACAACGUCCAAGGCAUCAUUGUUUCCAACCACGGUGGCAGGCAGCUUGACGAGGUUCCUGCUUCAAUCGAUGCCCUGACGGAAGUGGUGGCUGCUGUCAAAGGGAGAGUUGAAGUAUACAUGGAUGGUGGGGUUCGAACCGGCAAUGAUGUGCUGAAGGCGUUGGCCCUUGGGGCUAAGUGCAUUUUUCUCGGAAGACCAAUCCUUUGGGGCCUUACCUACAAGGGUGAACAUGGUGUUCGGGAAGUCUUAAAUAUUUUAAAAGCAGAGUUCCACACUUCCAUGGCCCUUUCAGGCUGCCGGUCAGUCGCCGAGAUCAGUCCAGACCUGAUUCACUUUUCCAGAUUAUAAAGAACUACUGAGUUGCCUACAAGGGGAAGACAAGACCUUGACGUGAUAUGCAAGGCUUUUCUUCUUCGGCCCUAUCCAAUCUAGGAAUUUGAGCCCUGUAUCCUCAAAAAUAUAGAGGAAUGGAGAAAAGAAAACUAACAGCUCUCACCAUAGUGUAUGUGGAUGAAGGAAUAACAUUUAAUGUUCUGUAGGAUACCUACAGUUGACAACAAUUAAUUGACUGUGUAAAAUAGCCAUGUAACAGCAAGAAAGGAGAUAGUUAAGUCUAAUGUGACAUACCAAUUAUCUUCAUCUGAUUAUUAUGUACAUUAUACAUUAUUAAAAUGCUAUGUUGUACCAUAA